AUGGCGGCCGCACGGCACAGCACCCUGGACUUCUCGCUCGGCGCCACAGCGGAUGGCGAAACCAUUCUCAAAGGCCUGCAGCCCAUUUUCCGAGCGCAGGGAAUGAGCGAGUCGGUGCACACCUGGCCGGCCCAUGGCUGCUUAGCAACCUACACCAACGAAAAUGGCAGCUUUGCCAGUUUGAGAAUUUACCCCCACGGCUUGGUGUUGCUGGACAUUCAGAGUUCCGACGGCGAUGCGCAAGGCAGCAAAGAACUUGACAGUCUUCUGAACAAAGUAGAAGAACGAAUGAAGGAGCUGAGUCAGCCGAGGGCGCCGAGGGUGAAGCGAUUGCCACCCAUCGUCCGAGGCGGAGCCGUCGACAGGUACUGGCCCACUGCCGACGGGCGCCUGGUGGAGUAUGACAUCGACGAGGUGCUGUAUGAGGAGGAUUCACCGUAUCAGAACAUUAAGAUUCUACACUCGAAGCAAUUUGGGAAUGUUCUCAUCCUCAGCGGGGACGUCAAUUUGGCCGAGAGUGACGGGGCGUAUACCCGGGCCAUUAUGGGCGGUGGCAACGAAGACUACGCCGGCAAAGACGUCCUGAUUCUGGGCGGUGGCGAUGGGGGCAUUUUAUGCGAAGUAGUGAAACUGAAGCCCAAGAUGGUCACGAUGGUAGAGAUCGACCAGAUGGUGAUCGAUGCGUGUAAGAAAUUCAUGCGCAAAGCAUGCGGCGAGGUCUUAGACCACCUUCAAGGGGACUGCUAUCGGGUCCUCGUAGCAGACUGCAUUCCUGUCCUGAAGAGGUACGCCCAAGAAGGGAGGAUGUUUGAUUAUGUGAUUAAUGAUUUGACGGCUGUGCCCAUCUCCACGUCUCCCGAGGAAGAUUCCACCUGGGAGUUUCUCAGACUGAUUCUUGACCUUUCAAUGAAAGUCUUGAAACACGAUGGGAAAUACUUCACACAGGGGAACUGUGUCAAUUUGACGGAAGCCCUGGCUCUCUACGAAGAACAGCUCGGGCGCCUCUAUUGUCCUGUGGGAUUCUCCAAGGAGAUCGUCUGCGUCCCUUCGUACCUGGAACUGUGGGUGUUUUACACCGUGUGGAAGACGACUAAGCCGUGAAGAUGAACGUCACCCAGCAUGCGUGACCUCCACACGUUGGAUGGCAUCCGAAUGAGUUGGGCAGUUGGUUGCGAAUUCCUUAAGUUUUUUUUUCUUUAUUAUUAUUAUCUUUAAUUUAAAAAAAACAAAUGGAAAAUGUAUAGUUUGAUGCACAAGGGUGGUCUUUUUUUUAAGUCAGUUUAAGGAUGGUCUAGCAGCACAGUCGAGGCAGCUACAUGCACUGAACCCCUAGAAUAAGAUUUUUGUUUACCACCCACCACCACCAAUUUGAUUUUGACUUUGGUAGAUCUUCAAUUUGAAUAUUUGGAGGCAUGAGCAUCAUUAUUUUGUUUCUAAGGGAAGUUCUUUUCCCAAAAUUGACUUCACUAUUAAGAUUUGGUGCUUAUAAAAGAGAGUUAAAUAACAUGAAUACCAUUGCUCCGAUUAAAGUUACAGGGAAAAAAGUAGAAGAAUUUAAACCAUAAAACUCAUAGAAGAAAAAUUAGGAGAUAACCUAAGCAAUGAUUUUCCCAUAUAUAUAAACAUAACACACCUAAUAUCUAAGCGAAGAGAUAUUGGUAUUCAUCACAAUUAAAAUCUUUUGUCAUUCAAAUAUAUUAAAAACAAAAAUGCAAGAACCCUUGAUAAUUUAUAAAUUAUUAUUUUUUCAUG
Molecule: messenger RNA, 1752 nt
Organism: Echinops telfairi (small Madagascar hedgehog)
Lineage: Eukaryota; Metazoa; Chordata; Mammalia; Afrosoricida; Tenrecidae
Product: spermine synthase-like
Exons: 1
Coding region: 1-1101 (366 amino acids)
Biological process (GO): spermine biosynthetic process
Molecular function (GO): spermine synthase activity
Source: RefSeq, a predicted model, not a curated record